This is a messenger RNA of Adineta steineri, 1326 nucleotides long. NCBI's taxonomy places the organism in Eukaryota, Metazoa, Rotifera, Eurotatoria, Adinetida, Adinetidae. The record is from the annotation of a GenBank genome assembly.
AUGUAUUGUUCUGCUGAAUGCCAUAAGCGCGUCACUUGUCGAACAUUUGAUUUUGAUGCUGAUUCUUUACAAUGUCGUUUAUGGGAAAUGGAUACAACAACAGGUUCGAUUGUUGCAUCACCAUCAAAACCACGAUCAUCUGUUGGUUCAAUUCAACUCUCUCCUAAUAACUAUGUCAACAUUCACAAUCGGUCAUGCAGUCAUUGUGAUCAAAGUCGUUAUGAAAUAUGUAAUGUGAACAGUUCAACUUGUCAAUGUCCACCAUUCACAUAUUGGAAUAAUGGAAUGUGUAUGACACAAUUAUUUCAAGGUCAAAUAUGUUCAAAUGCAUUUGCUUGCCGGACGGAUCUUAAUCUUUCAUGUCAACCAGGUUGUGAUUUUACUUAUCGAUGUUCUGCUUCUCCAACCGCAGGUAUUGGUCAGACUGUUGCUGGUUUUUGCAAUGGCAGUACAGAUGCAGGUACACUCGGCGUGAUGGGACCUUGGGGUAUCUAUGUUUCACCAUUCGAUGGAAUCUUAUAUGUAAGCAAUUAUGAUGUGCCACGAUUUCAAUCAUUUUUACCAUUUUCACGUAUUGGAUCUACGAUUCUCUCUAACGGACUCAGUGCGCCUGAGGAUAUAUUUGUUGACAGUUCACACAACAUAUACAUGUCUGAUUACACUAUUAAUCAAGGUAUAAUGUACAUUCAACGACCAGGAAUGAAUCUCACAAGUUUUCCACCAAUAGGUCGAUCAAACAUAAACUGUUCUCUAAUAGGAUUAUAUGAAGUUAUUGGUGUAGUAGUUGAUCAAUCCGGUAAUAUUUACGCAUCAUUGCCUACUUGCUAUGCGAUCGUAAAAUGGGUACCAAAUAGUACGACCGGUAUACUUGUUGCUGGAAACUUAGGACAUAGUGGCACAAAUAGUAAUUCAUUAGAUUGGCCUCGAUUUAUGCAUUUAGAUGAAGAUCGAGCAGCCUUAUAUGUCGCCGACAGUGAUAACAAUCGCAUCCAGAAAUUUAUAAUAGGUGGCAACGGAACAGGAAUAACAGUAGCAGGUGGGAAUGGAGCAGGAUCGCAUCUUAACCAAUUUAGUAUUCCUACAGGCGUUUGGGUCACGCGUAAUGGUCAAACCCUUUAUAUUGCUGAUAGUAACAAUAACCGUGUUAUGCGAUGGAAUAUUGGAGAUACACAAGGAUCGGUGGUAGCCGGCAGUGCAAGUGGUAUUGCGGGUAGUACCAAUAAACUUCUUUCGUAUCCAGGUGAUGUGGCACUUGAUCCUACUGAAACAUAUUUAUAUGUUUCUGACUAUUAUAAUAACAGGGUGCAACGAUUUCUUCUUCAAUGA